GAGAAGAGAUAACCUUCCUCUCUAUUUCUCUCUUCUCUCUCGCUUCCUGCUUUUGCCUGUUUUGAAGGAAGACGGAAAUAAUGGCGAAGUGGGUAGAAUCUGGAGCUCGCAGCCUUUUCAUUACCAUCCUCGGCCGCAGCAUUAACACUGGAGCUUUGACUAUAUUUGAAGAUGGCACGCCAAUUAUUUUCCAAGGCAUUGAC
Molecule: messenger RNA, 203 nt
Organism: Linum tenue
Lineage: Eukaryota; Viridiplantae; Streptophyta; Magnoliopsida; Malpighiales; Linaceae
Source: the annotation of a GenBank genome assembly